UACUUAUAUAACUCACACAUGGGCCACUUAUCCAAAAGAUCCUUUCACCAAAUCAAAAAUGUUAUGCAACACCUCCAAUUCCACACUCUUCUUCCAUCUCCAUCUCACAACCCACCAUAACCACCGCCCAUCCUACUCUUUCAUCACUUGUUUUUCCCUCUCCGCUUCUUCACCUUCUCAAAACCCAUGUUCCGAAACUCCCAAACCCCUAAAUUUAAACCCUAAUACCCAACAAAUUCUUCGAACCCACAACUCCAAAUCCUCCUCAUUUCUCCUUCUCGACAAUCAAAAUCAACAACAAUGGCUGCCGAAAGAAGAAAACGACGAUGCUUCGAUAUCAGAGGAAGAAAAGGCCAGGAUUUUGGAAAUGACCCUGGUAAGAAAUCGUCUUCCUCAAUUUCCUGGUUCAAUUUAUCCACGCUCAAUUCAUGUAAAUGACGUUUCUAACUCUCCAUUGAAUACCCUUUUGAUGGGAGAUGAUGAAGGUGAGAUGAUUAUGAGAGCUAUUGAGAUUAGAAGGAAAGUAACUUUGGAGAUAUUUAUUGAUGUUAUGAUUCGAAAGGGUAAAUUUGGUAUAACUUAUUCGAAGAAUUUGGGUUCAAAAUUGGGGGAAUUUAUUGAUUUGGUGAUGAUUCAAGCUGCUGCUAUGAAGAAAGUUCCUGAAUUUUCCAGGUUUUCGUUUAAUGCUCGUGUUCGAAAGUUUAUUGAGGAGUCUAAUGUUGUUCCUCUUAUAAGGUGGUUGAAACACAAUUCAUUGUCGUACCCCCAAAUUGGUAGAAUCAUAUGCAUUUCAAAGGGGGAUGCUCAAUUGAUAAGGGAGCUUGUAGAGUGGUUGAAGUCAAUUCAUGUCCAUGGAAGAAACAUUGGAGUUGUGUUCAUGAGGGUGGGGGAGAACAUUAUGAGACGCAAUAUAGAAGAAAUGGAGGAGAUCGUUGCGUAUCUAGAGAGCAAAGGUGUGAGGAGGGAUUGGAUGGGUUAUGUCAUUAGUCGAUGCUUUGAAUUAUUGACAUUUAGCAUGGAAGAAGUGAAAACUCGUGUAAGUUUUUACACAAACAUGGGUAUGAAUGAGCAAGACUUUGGCACGAUGGUUUAUGAUUGCCCCAAAGUUCUUGGCUAUUAUACUUUAGAAGAGAUGAAGGAAAAGGUAAAUUAUCUGAUGGACUUUGGACUAAGUGAGAAAGACGUUGGAAGACUACUCGCUUUUAAGCCUCAGUUGAUGGUAUGUGGCAUUGAGGAAAGAUGGAAACCCCUUCUAAAGUAUCUUUACUAUCUUGGAAUUGACCGAGAUGGCAUGAGAAGAAUGCUCGUCAUCAAACCAAUGGUGUUCUGUGUGGACCUCGAAACUACUAUUGUGCCAAAGGUACGAUUUCUACAAGACAUAGGUAUCAAAGACGACGCUAUUGGUCGCAUGCUUGUCAAAUUUCCUCCACUGCUAACAUACAGCCUCUAUAAGAAGAUCCGUCCAGUGGUUGUGUUCUUAUUGACAAAAGCGGGAGUCACACAAAAGGAUAUAGGGAAGGUGGUAGCUUUGGCACCCGAACUAUUAGGAUGCAGCAUUGCUCAUAAGUUGGAUGGCAACGUGAAGUAUUUUCUGUCGCUUGGGAUAAGCCUUCAACAGUUAGGUGAGAUGAUUGCCGAUUUCCCUAUGCUUCUACGUUACAAUGUCGAACUUCUCCGUCCCAAGUAUCGUUACCUGCGAAGGACAAUGGUUCGGCCUCUACAGGAUGUCAUUGAAUUUCCAAGGUUUUUUAGCUACUCUUUGGAAGACAAAAUUACACCAAGACACAAGAUUCUAAUAGAGAAUCGGGUAAACUUCAAACUCCGGUAUAUGUUGGCAAGUAGCGAUGAAGAGUUUGAUCAGCGGGUUAAGGCUGCAGUUGAAAGGCGACAGAGGUUUGAGUCAGGCUCUGUUGCACCUGAAGCUAGUACCCUUAGUGAUAGCGAGGACGUUGCAACUUCUGAAGCUGGUACUUCAUUUCAGAGUACGCAUUUAGAGAUGGCGGAGGAGGACCAAGUCCUAGCUCCUAAGUCCUAACCUGUUGUAAAUCAGCUGGUCAUUGGUGUAAAAUAGCUUAGUAAGGGGAAAAUGUGUACAUAAUGAUGUUUUGUAAAGCUUUUAGGGUCAUGUAAUUGUUUAUGAUGCCCAUUGCCAAUGUUUCGAGUCUCAUCGUAACUUGUUUAGAUGUUGCGGACCUUAUGUGCCUUUGUUUCGUCGUUUUGUUAUGUAGUUUGCUUUGAUUACUAGUACGUUGUUGAAUGUUUUACUGCUUGGUAAUCAAAGGCGAAAACUCGUAGGAACAGGUAGAGCUUUAAGAUAUUGCAAUCUUGUCUUCGAUUAUCAAGCACUUGUUCACCCUUACUCCUUCCUUCUCAAGUCCCUUUUUUCGGAUGAGUUAUGGUUUUCCGGCUCAAGUCAGGUUGUGUGAAAAUUGACAACGGACCAAACCUUAAAUCUAGAUUUUUUCGAUUUUUUUAAUUAUUAACCAACAACUAAACUCAUUAAAUUAUGCUUAAUAAUCUACAAAAAUACCCCUAAGUACACCUAUCACUUCGCCAGACAAACCAUAAUUAUUCCUGUAAAAUUAAAACUAAUAUGCCAGACA
Molecule: messenger RNA, 2603 nt
Organism: Amaranthus tricolor (Joseph's coat)
Lineage: Eukaryota; Viridiplantae; Streptophyta; Magnoliopsida; Caryophyllales; Amaranthaceae
Product: transcription termination factor MTERF2, chloroplastic
Exons: 6
Coding region: 59-2035 (658 amino acids)
Biological process (GO): regulation of DNA-templated transcription
Molecular function (GO): double-stranded DNA binding
Source: RefSeq, a predicted model, not a curated record